Messenger RNA from Aspergillus pseudotamarii, 375 nucleotides. RefSeq lists its product as uncharacterized. The coding region runs from base 14 to 247 and encodes 77 amino acids. The record is from RefSeq and is a predicted model, not a curated record. The transcript is spliced from 2 exons. Lineage: Eukaryota; Fungi; Ascomycota; Eurotiomycetes; Eurotiales; Aspergillaceae.
GCUUAUAAGUGCGAUGCCAGCAAAUGGUACCGAGAUCUUGCCACCGCUUCUCCCUGUUUCACCUGAGGACCAUGGAGCGUGGGUGAUUACCGUGAGUACUAUAUUGUUGAUAGUCGUGGCUUUGGCGACUUCGGUGACGCUUAUCUCGCGGGUGCGAAUUCUUCGCUCGUUGACUUGGACUGACACUUUCCUCGUUGCGGCAACGGUAAGUAUACCAUGUUGUAUGUUCUUUGCUGGAAUAUAUUGACCAUUCCUGGAAGAUCCUUUUCAUUCUUCAAACGACUUGCGUGAACUUUGCCAGUUCGAACGGUAUCGGUAAGCACAGGGAUGCGUUAAAUGAUGUGGCGUUUCAAUUACGUGCAGUUUGUCUGCGCA